UUUUCAUAGGACAAUUCUCUAUAAGUUAAUUUACUGUGUUGCGGGCUGUUUUUGACCGGCAUUCCCGGAAUGUCUUUUUUGGUGUUUUUCUUGGUCAUUGGUGCCAUUCAUGGAGUAUUAAUGUUCUUUGAUGCAUUCUUUAAGAGCUGUAUGCAUCAUCCCUAUCGGUUGUUCCUGGAUGGAACUGGAUUCACAGUGAAAUUCUUGAGAUUGGAAUGGUAUACUACAGCUCUCAAUCGAACCCUGGUAAAAUGGUGUACUUCAUCCCCGCGACUACUUACGAGAUCAUUCGAUUUGGGCGUGUACAGUGCUCUUAUUCUUCUGCCAGUCUCACUGGGAGUGCUUUUGUGGAGCUUCUUCAAAUCCUGGUCGGGUUCUGAGGGGUCUACGGGGGGAGGAUUGGAAGUGGAGAUAUUGGUUCCUGGUGUAACACUGCCCCUGGAUGAGAUUCACUACUACAUUGGGACACUAUUGAUUAGUUCAAUUGUUCAUGAGUUAGGACAUGCUGUUGCAGCUGUUUUGGAGGAUGUUCCUCUCUUGGGAUUUGGUGUGAGAGUUUACUACUUUCUUCCUGUGGCUUUGACAGAAUUGAGUACUGAUCAGUUGGCCAGCCUGAAAGCCUGGAAGAAGCUUAGGGUUUUGUGUGCUGGUAUUUGGAAUAAUCUAGCACUGGGAUUAGUGGCUUUUCUGCUGCUCCAGGGCUCAAAGCCUAUGCUGGGUUGGCUGUAUCAUAUCGAUAGAGGUGUUUAUGUGACGGAUAUUGAGAAGAGAUCACCCCUUUUGGGGACAAAAGGUCUAAAUGUUGGAGAUUUAGUCAACAAAAUUAACUCCUGCAACGUUAGGGAUGUCGAUUCCUGGCACGAUUGCCUCCUUCAAGCAUUGAGACGACAGCCGGCUUUCUGUCUUUCGUCAGAAUUCAUUCACAGGAAUGAUGAAUCAACUCCGGUUGGGACAGUGGAUGGUAUCACGCAAUGCUGUGAUCCUGAAAAUCCGGCAAAUGGAUGCUUUGAGUACUUCGGGGAGAGUGAUAUUCUGGAAAUUCCUCAGCAUGUAUGUCUCCCUAUUAGACUGACCGUUGAAAAUGCCUACAGGUACUGCGAGAAGGAUUCAAAAUGCAACGAUAGAGGACGUGAGGGAUAUUGUUUGAAGCCACUUCUGGCCAAUUCAACGACAAUCCUCGAAAUUAGCCGUCGUGGAAGGAAUGUACUGUACCUGGGUCAUCCGGGAGAUGUCUAUCGUACCGUCAAGGUGUCCAACUAUAUUCCAAAAUUGCGAUAUAUUGCUCCUGCCUUUGGUGAUUCAGUCACCCUUUUCCUGCGCUACUUGAUUGUCUUUUCUUUGGGACUGGUCCUGAUCAAUGUGAUCCCAUGCUAUGGAUUCGAUGGUCAGCACAUUGUCAGUGUGAUACUGGGGCAUCAAUUGGCACAGUUUGGAGUGAAAAGUCAAACAAGAGAUAUAGUCAUUUUGUUAAUAACAUCCCUAUGUACAUUUCUACAGAUUGGUCUCCUAGUGAGAUUUCUCUGGCAUACACUGUUGUAAAUAAAAGGAAAAUACAGAGUCA
Phlebotomus papatasi is the source of this 1561-nucleotide messenger RNA. RefSeq names its product membrane-bound transcription factor site-2 protease (gene S2P). The record is from RefSeq and is a predicted model, not a curated record. The transcript is spliced from 3 exons. Gene Ontology annotation, molecular function: metalloendopeptidase activity; protein binding. Gene Ontology annotation, cellular component: cytoplasm; membrane. Lineage: Eukaryota; Metazoa; Arthropoda; Insecta; Diptera; Psychodidae. The coding region runs from base 70 to 1539 and encodes 489 amino acids. Gene Ontology annotation, biological process: regulation of response to endoplasmic reticulum stress; membrane protein intracellular domain proteolysis.